UAGCGCGGCAUAGGGAAAGCGAGCGGCAGACAGAGAGCUUGCUUUCAUGGCGUUUACUUUUGCUUUCAACUGAUUUAAAUAAAAUCCGUGCAUAUAUAAUAAUCAAUAGUGUAUAGGAAAAUCUGUCUCUUCAAUGGCCGAUGUUGCUCGACUAUCUUUUAAUUCGCUCAGCUUAUCUUCUUCGGUGCUAACCUCCUUCAAAUCUCUGCAACCCGCUAUCCCGCCCAGUCAGAAAUUGUAUAAGAGGAUUCUAUCGGCCGCAAAUUGCCCUUCUACUACUGGAAUCGUCGCUCGAUUUCCUUUCAGACCCGCGAAGCAAUUCGAUUCCUUCAAGGUACAUGCAACUGUUGCUGAAACUGAACAGCCAAAAUGGUGGGAAAAAAAUGCAGGACCAAACAUGAUUGACAUUCAUUCUACACAAGACUUCUUGAGUGCUUUAAGUCAGGCUGAAGACAGACUAGUUAUAGUUGAAUUUUAUGGUACUUGGUGUGCUUCUUGCCGAGCACUUUUUCCCAAGCUCUGUAAAACUGCUGAAGAGCACCCUGAAAUUCUGUUCCUGAAAGUUAAUUUCGAUGAGAAUAAGUCUAUGUGCAAAAACUUGAAUGUGAAGGUGCUCCCUUAUUUCCACUUCUAUCGUGGAGCUGAUGGACAGCUGGAAUCUUUUUCAUGUUCACUUGCUAAGUUUCAGAAAAUAAAAGAGGCCAUUGAGGCGCACAACACUGCUCGCUGCAGCAUUGGCCCGCCUAAGGGUGUUGGAGAUCUCAACCUGGAAACUUUAUCUGCUCCAAAGGACACACAAGCAGGGUCCUCUACAACGUAGGGUUUAUUUCGAUUUGGGAAUUUGUCCAUAAUGUGCAUCCCUCUGAUUCUUGGCAGCAGCAAUGGACGACCAUAUGGUUGGUAGCUUUGGAAAUUUUAUUUUGUAAAUUUGCAUUGUUUUCCCAGAAGAAUGGAAAGCAGAGGAUGAUGCCCAACAGCUGGCUGAGAUUUCUGCGUCGGCUCAAACUUCUCUGCUUGUAAUAUAGUUUAGUUUUGCUCACCGAUUGCGGCGAAAAGAGAAUGAAAUUCAAGGCUGUCUUUUUAUUUAAUGAUGAUACCUUUGCUUUUGUGUUAAAAUUUUACUCUAGUCAAGGAGAUAUUUGUUAUUGCUGCAGCAAAACUAAAUAGGAGACCCAGAGCAGCCUGCUUUAUAGAUGCUCAGAUUUAUCCCUAUGUAUGCCACUGCCCCUUCUUUUAAUUAUAAGAAUUAAUGAAGAAUUGUUGUUUCCAAUC
Messenger RNA from Diospyros lotus (date-plum), 1272 nucleotides. Its product is annotated as thioredoxin-like 2, chloroplastic. The record is from RefSeq and is a predicted model, not a curated record. The transcript is spliced from 4 exons. Lineage: Eukaryota; Viridiplantae; Streptophyta; Magnoliopsida; Ericales; Ebenaceae. Bases 134 to 820 code for a protein of 228 amino acids. Gene Ontology annotation, biological process: cell redox homeostasis.